CCCCUCCUGGUCUCGUCCUCCCUCCCGACUCUCUAGCUCUCCCUCCCCUCGCUUUCAUCCUCCUAUCCCCACCUCUCCAACCUCCUCUUUCAUCCCCCUCCCCUCUCCUCUCCUCCCCGCUCCCGCCUGCCCCACCCCUGGGAAGCCCCUCCCGUCGGGCAGCGCCGCCUUAUAAGCGGGUUCCCUUCCCGGGGGCGGCAGCGGCUGGUCGGCGGCAGCUCUGCUGGUGCGGGGGCGGCGAGCCCGGGACCGAGCUACCGCGGCCGAGCGCGCCGGCCACCGCCUGCACCGCCCUUCCGCCCGCCCUCCGGACGGCCGCAGCCCUGCGGGUCUCCGCUCCAGACCCACCCCCGCCCCACCCCGCGCGCCUCUGCCGCCUCUUCCAGAGACCCAGCUUGCCGAGCGGCCGCCGCUGCCGCUGUCGCCGCCGCCGCCGCCACCGCGCCAGGUUCCGGCCGCGGCCACCCUCCGCCGUCCAGGGCCCCUCCGUCUCGGCCCCGGGACCCCGGCUCCCCGCCAGCCCCGGCCCCGGCCCCGGCACCAUGUCGGAGAAAAGCGUGGAGGCAGCGGCCGAGUUGAGCGCCAAGGACCUGAAGGAGAAGAAGGAGAAGGUGGAGGAGAAGGCAAGCCGGAAAGAGCGAAAGAAAGAAGUGGUGGAGGAGGAGGAGAACGGGGCUGAGGAGGAAGAAGAAGAAACUGCCGAGGAUGGAGAGGAGGAAGAUGAAGGGGAAGAAGAAGAUGAGGAAGAAGAAGAAGAGGAUGACGAAGGGCCCGCGCUGAAGAGAGCUGCCGAAGAGGAGGUUUGGGCUGGGUUGCUGGGCCUGAGGGGCUGUCAGGGAUGCAGCCGGGCUGGGCGCCCUUUGGAUUUGGAUCCAGAUCCCUGUGCGGCAGGGGUGGGGGCUGGAACAGGACCGGGACAGGGGGAGGUCUCCCCUCCCAUUUUACAGCUCCCCCAUUCUCUCCCUCUCCACAGGAUGAAGCGGAUCCCAAACGGCAGAAGACAGAAAAUGGGGCAUCGGCGUGAGCCCCUGCCAACAGGCUGGGGUUGGGAGGCCUCUCUGGGCCUGGAGGUGGGGGUGGGGGCGGGGGCAGACAAGUCCAGCCACUGUUCACCUGGCUCCCUGCUCUGGGCCCUGCACCAGAGCUGCCACCCUCUUCUUUCUCCCCAGCCUUCUCAUUUCUGCCUCUCCAGACACUGCGCCCUCUACCCUCACUCUGCCGUUGUUCCACCUCCUGACCUGCUCCAUCUGAGCUCUCCAGCUGGCCCCUAAUUGCUCCUCUCUCUCCUUGCUCUCUUUCUCCCUCCCCUACCAGCCUCAUCCUUCCUCUGGUAGCCUCUCCCACCUAACCUCUGCAUCCCCCAGCCUCAUGUCCUGCCCCAUCCCUAUCCUGCCUGAUCCCUGGAUCUCCCUCAGAUCCCCUCUUCUCAGACAGCGCCAGGCCGGGGUGGGGCCGGGGUUGGGGCCGAGCCCCACAGCUGCCCCCCUCCCCUCCCUUUUUGUAUAAUUUAAUAAAGAAAUGGUCGCGCUUCUGUUUUUAA
Messenger RNA from Pongo pygmaeus (Bornean orangutan), 1540 nucleotides. RefSeq names its product parathymosin (gene PTMS). Gene Ontology annotation, biological process: positive regulation of transcription by RNA polymerase II; negative regulation of apoptotic process. The coding region runs from base 543 to 1271 and encodes 242 amino acids. NCBI's taxonomy places the organism in Eukaryota, Metazoa, Chordata, Mammalia, Primates, Hominidae. Gene Ontology annotation, cellular component: nucleus. The transcript has 4 exons. The record is from RefSeq and is a predicted model, not a curated record. Gene Ontology annotation, molecular function: histone binding.